Messenger RNA from Penicillium pulvis, 1494 nucleotides. RefSeq lists its product as uncharacterized. Lineage: Eukaryota; Fungi; Ascomycota; Eurotiomycetes; Eurotiales; Aspergillaceae. The record is from RefSeq and is a predicted model, not a curated record. Gene Ontology annotation, molecular function: transmembrane transporter activity. Gene Ontology annotation, biological process: transmembrane transport. Bases 1 to 1494 code for a protein of 497 amino acids. The transcript has 7 exons.
AUGGAUGAAUUCGAAAAGCCUGUCACUGCCCAUAUCGAGGAGAGUCUCAAGAAAAACAACGAUGGCACUCAUGUAGAUCUACAAGCUGCCGGCUGCAAUCAACUACAGCCUCGGCCCUCCGCGGACCCGAAUGACCCGCUGAAUUGGACAGGUUUCGAGAAACAUACAACCCUGAUGAUCGCCGUACUCAUGGUUUUCAGCGGGCCAUUCGAUGGUGCAUCGCCUGCCUCGGGCUUCAAUGUUCAGGCGAAUGAUUUCGGUGUCCCCGUCGCCGACAUGCUUGAAAGCAUUGGCACUCAAUCGAUCAUGCUUGGAAUAGGGUUGUUCAUCUGGGUGCCACUGUCUAACAGAUACGGUCGAAAGCCGAUUUACCUAAUUUCUGCCAUCACCGCCAUGAUGGGAUCUCUGGGCUGUGCUCUUGCGAACUCACUGGGUGGAUUCAUCGCGGGAAGAAUGGUCAAUGGUUUUGGAUGUUCAGGGCCCAUGUCACUGGUCUCACUGACCGUUAAAGAUCUUUUCUUCGUGCACGAACGUGGGCAGAAAAUGGGAUUAUGGACACUCUUCUUUGGAAUCUCACCCUACAUUGGAUCUCUUCUUGACGGUGUCAUGACUACAUACACAAGCUGGCGAUGGAUGCAAUGGCUUACAUUCUUCUUUUGGGUAUUUCUCACCGGAGGUUGUCUCCUCAUGCCUGAGACACUUUAUUACCGUCAAGCAGCGCCGGAAAAUAUUCCCCUAAGGGAGCCCUUCUGGGAAAGAGUCAAGUUAAGAAGGUUUGAAGGUGAUUUAACAUGGCAUUCGUUUUAUCGACCCAUUACUAUGGUUUGGUAUCCUUCUAUUCUCUUCCCCUCAGUCUACUACGCAAACGUUUACGGAUUUUCUGUUUAUGGUUUUCUUGGCGUCCUGCCUUUUGCCUUUGGAGAGCUGUAUGGCUUUAACUCUGUUGGUCAAGGCUUGGUAACACUAGCAUUCCUCGUCGGUACCAUAAUCGGAGAGCCCAUGGCUGGGCCCUUUUCCGACUGGAUAGUUCAAAGGCAGGCCAAGCGGAGCGGGGGCGUGCGAUGUCCAGAGCAGCGUUUGCGCGCCAUCUGGCUCGGUGUGGUCUUACUACCAAUCAGCCUUAUCCUCUUUGGGUGUACGAUCCAUUAUCACACACACUGGAUCGGCCCAUGCAUUGGCAUGGGCCUCUCCGCAUUUGCGAUUCAGAUUAUAUCUACGGUAUCAGUCACAUACGCUAUUGAUUGUUAUGAUCAUGCUGCCGGUGAUGUUAGCCUUCUCUACAACUUUUUGAGACAAUUAUUCUCUUUCUAUGUGCCUUUCUACAUCCACGGAUAUGUUACAAGUGUGGGGUACGCAUGGGCGUUUGGGAUCUAUGCCAUCAUCAGCAUGUGCUUGUCCCUUCCAUUAGUGAUCCUGAAUCUCUAUGGUACCAUAAUCCGCAAUAAAUUGGGGCACAUUUACGACGCAGGACAGGCAGAAGUCGAGAUUACAUGA